This is a messenger RNA of Clunio marinus, 189 nucleotides long. Lineage: Eukaryota; Metazoa; Arthropoda; Insecta; Diptera; Chironomidae. The record is from the annotation of a GenBank genome assembly.
AUGAGUUUACAAUUGCAAUUGUUGAACACCUUUUUACCACAACUCAGCUUAAUGACUUGGGAAUUUCUUUUUUUGCAAGGUGGUUACAAACAGCCCCAGAGUAACUGCGAGCGGAUAUGGUCAGACAAGUAUGUUGAAUAUAUUACUUCACAUGAAUCUUUGACAGUCUCCAAAAAUGCUGUUCUAUAA